Messenger RNA from Drosophila navojoa, 2924 nucleotides. RefSeq names its product aminopeptidase N. Gene Ontology annotation, biological process: proteolysis. Gene Ontology annotation, cellular component: membrane; cytoplasm. Gene Ontology annotation, molecular function: zinc ion binding; metallopeptidase activity. NCBI's taxonomy places the organism in Eukaryota, Metazoa, Arthropoda, Insecta, Diptera, Drosophilidae. The record is from RefSeq and is a predicted model, not a curated record.
UUCUCUCAAAUGUGUCGGUAUAUACUUUCGAAACCCAGUAUUGUUUCCUGAACUAAGAGUAAAACUUGAACUUUUUCAAUGAAAUGGGAUUCCUUAAGUUGCAAGGAUGCAGUGCGCUAAUAUACUUUUGUUUACUGUUUUCUGUUUAUGAAGCAGGUCAUGUUACCAUUAAACGCAGCAUUGACCCAUCAGCUUCCUAUCCGCUUAUUACUGAUGACCGACUGCCGAAAGAUGUUAUUCCUCAGAGCUAUGAUAUUCAUUUAGAACCGAAAAUUGAAGAAAAUGCAUUCUCUGGUAUAAUAAAAAUGAAUUUGACGUGGAAAUCAGACUCAAAGAAAAUUUCGAUUCACGCUCACUUCAAUUUGGAUAUCAAUGAUAAGAAAAUUGUAUUACGAAAAAUAAAUACGAAUAAUAGUGAUUCACAGUUAUCUGAAAAUAUAUCUGUUGUACGUGGAAGUCGAUUCCCGAAGAAGACAAUUUAUAUCAUUUACCUGAAGGAGGCCAUUAAAGAAGGCAGUGAAUGCAUUUUGGAAAUUCCGUUUGAAGGAAGUAUUUGGGAGAGUGGAGAAGGACUAUUCAAGGGAUCCUAUUCAAAUUGGACUUAUUUAGCCACUUACCUAAGACCGAAUAACGCUCGACGGUUGUUUCCCUGCUUCGAUGAACCUGGAUUCAAAGUUCCAUUUACAGUCUCCAUUACCAGACCAAGCCAUUUAUUUACGAUUUUCAACACUCCACUUAAUCGAACAAUUAAUCAUUCUACUUUAAAAGAUUAUGUAAUUGACUAUUUCGAAACAACCCCACCGAUGUCUGCCUUCACAUUUGGUUUUGUGACGGCAAAUCUUAAAAAAUUACAAAAUGAGAUUAAACUUGAUGAAGAUACAUCAAUCCAAACAGAACCAGUAUUAAGUCUUUGGGGAUUUGAAGAUAAUGCAAACCAAUUUAAGGAAAUCCACCAAAAAGUUAUAAUUGUUCACAAAGCAAUUCAAAGAUAUUUUAAUGUAUCCUUGCCUUUAUCUAAAAUCGAUGUGGUUGUCAUUCCUGAGCUACAGGUGGUGCGCCCGGUAGAUAAUUGGGGACUUUUGCUGUUUAAAGAAAGCGAUCUUACGCAAAAUCGUUAUUAUGACAUAGCACAAGAGUUGAUAUAUCAAUGGAUUGGCUCGUGGGUGACCCCUGAGUGGUGGACUGAUGCCCAUCUAAACAAGGCCCUGGCCAGCUUCUUAGCGGCAGAUAUUGUCUUUAAGAUAGAUGGUGGCAUCGAAUUCAAUGGCAAAUAUCCUAUGACGACGCUUUAUUCAAUAUAUUACGAGUUUAGUAAAAGAUACCCCCAUUCCCGCAUUACAGCGAUGAAGCAAGAGACAAUAUCGUACAAAUUAGAGCUUGUUAUACGCAUGCUAAACUUUACUUUGGGCAAAGACUCGUUCCAAAGGGGUCUCAGAACGUUCAUUGAGGAGCAUCAGUAUAAGACAUUUGUUGGAAAUGAUCUUUGGAGUGCGCUAACCAAGCAGGCGACAAUGCAUGGAACGCUCAACAGCCAAUAUCAUGUGGACGACAUUGUCGACUCGUGGUUUGCGAUUCAUCGGUUACCUGUCGUAACUGUUCGCAGGGAUUACGAAAAACGAACCGCAGCUGUUCAGCAAAAACUCUACCUCAGGGAGAGACCACACGACGUGCCUGAACAGGAGAAAAUGCUUUGGUGGAUUCCAAUAGUUUUAAACCGCCAAGAUGCACUCAAUUUCUCAAAUUGCACUCCCUACGUGUGGAUGGAAAGGUCUCGGGAAAUGACAAUUGACAACAUGCCACCCAGUGACCAAUUUAUUAUUGUCAACCAAGAAGAAAUAGGUCCUUUUCCUGUCAAUUACGAUGAACGGAAUUGGCAAAUGCUCUCCAAAUUUUUACAAACUGAAACCGGUCGAACUCUGGUUCCAACAUACACGAGGUCAAAACUCUUGCACGAUGCUUGGAAUCUCGCAUAUGCUGGCGAUUUGAGUUUUGCAACGGCCCUCAACAUGACAUUAUUUAUGAAAUUUGAACGAAAUCAUAUUGUAUGGAAUCCGGUGUUCACGUUUAUUGAUCAAAUUGGUCGGCAUAUUGAUAUGCCGGAAGUCCAUAAGAGAUUUGAGGAAUAUGUCUUAAUACUGCUUACACCUUUAUAUGAAGAUUUGGGUGCGGAAACUGAAGGCGAAGAUAACUGGAAAACUGAUUUGCGCUCAUUGACCAAGAGAUUUUUGUGCGGCGCCGGCUAUCGACCUUGUAUAGAAGAAGCCAAAAAUGCGUACAGUGUCUGGCAACACUUACCCGAUCCAAACUUGGAGAAUCCGGUGCCAAAUCAUUACAUUUGUCCCAUUUUCAAAUGGGGAUCCAUGGAAGAGUUUCAGUUCGGCAUAGAGCGAGUACUUCAGUUCCCAAAAUCACGUAAACAGAACGAGCGAACCUAUUUAUUGAAGACUCUGGCCGGUUGUCCAACGCAGCCUGAGAAGAUUAUUCGACUGCUAGAGCAAUCGACUCUAGAAGAAAACUCCAACUUUACCGAAAACGAUCAGUUCUUAAUAUAUUCCUCACUCACGGCUACCUCCAGCGGCCAUUACACGUUAUUAAAAUUCUUAUCCGGCAACUGGACGACGAUACGGGAGAAAUUAAUAAAUAAUACGAACUUGUGGGACCACUUGAUAGGCUCGGCCACUGGAUUCUUUUUAACUCAAAAAGGUUACAAUAUGGUGCAUCAGCUUUAUGAAGAGCAUGCUGGGGAAUUCGGAAGCGCACAACAUAUAAUCGAAAAGUCACUUCGCAACAUAAAAGAAGAAGUUCUGUGGAGUGAAGAGAAUCUGCCGGUCAUCGAAACUUGGCUAAACAACUUUCUUUCCAAAAACUCAAGUAACUCUUCAUAAUAGAUCAGAAAAUAUCAAAUUGUUUGAGCACGUGUGUUA